This is a messenger RNA of Trichechus manatus latirostris (Florida manatee), 3183 nucleotides long. It is a transcript of the gene FBXO43, whose product is annotated as F-box protein 43. Gene Ontology annotation, molecular function: zinc ion binding; protein binding. Gene Ontology annotation, cellular component: nucleus. The coding region runs from base 691 to 2730 and encodes 679 amino acids. The record is from RefSeq and is a predicted model, not a curated record. Gene Ontology annotation, biological process: regulation of mitotic nuclear division; negative regulation of meiotic nuclear division. NCBI's taxonomy places the organism in Eukaryota, Metazoa, Chordata, Mammalia, Sirenia, Trichechidae. The transcript is spliced from 5 exons.
CUCCGCCUCAGCGCCCCACUGGGUGCUGCCAAUCUCCAGGUGGGAAGGAGCGGGGGACCCCAGAUGGGCGCCCCCUAGUGUGCCUCUGGGCGUCCCCCGGCUCCGCGCCCCACUUUGUUUUUCAGGUGCUGGGGCUAGAGAGUCGCCCUGAAGCCGUUCACUUCUUAUCUCCCUCUGUUUCAGGUGAUUCUGACCCAUCCUUUGCCUCUCCGCGGCUGAGCCCCGCUCCAACCUGGUCUGGGGAAGGUCCGGAAGGGGACGAACAAUUGACGCCCUGGUGAGACCGUUAGCCGCCUCACCCCACAGAUAACACCUCGGGACAGUAAAUGACAGCGCUGCAGCUCAUACUGUAUGGUCAGAAAUCCAAAUUUGGGAAGCUUAUUCAUUUUCAGGACUAGCCGGAGGAAACAAGGAUAUUAAAAAUACUGUUGUCUGAAGGCUGAAGGAAAUUCACAAUGAUUUAGGCCUUUUCAAGUGUUAGAAAUAAUCUGUGAAGCAUGCAUGUACUUUAUGUACCCUUCACAUUUUAGCACUCCACGUGCCGCUGCUGCACGUUUCAAUUAAUCGUUCAAACUAAAGUUUUUCUCUUUAAGUGGUUAUUACUUUGGCAUGAAUUUUAAAGGAGGGAUGAGAGAUUUUCUUGUUUGGACGCCUACCUACCUUUGACAUCUAAGAGCUCAACAUUUACUGAUGAAACAGAUUUUGAAGAUGGAAAGGCACUCAAUUCAAGCUAGCACUGGAGCAGGAAAUGAGGUAGACUCUCCCACUGUGAAUUUGAAGUACUCCAGCUUCAGAGACUUUUGUCCCACGUCUUCACUUCAAGAUAGUGGCUAUAGUGAGUUAGUAAAAUCUUGCAGAUUUGAUAAUGCAGAUAAAGAAUUUUUUGGAAAGAAAGAAGGAGGCUCAACAUUAAUCCAUGAACACCCUGAAACUUCAAGUCUGGGCUUAACACAUCCUUUAGAGUCUCCCACUCAAAAAAAGAGAUUUAUCUUCCCUUGGAAGGAGAAGGAGAAAACCCCAGAACUUUGUGAAACUCCUAAAGUCAGUGGAAAAAAAUUUUUACUGCGCAGGAAGUUGAAUCUAUCUUUUGCUCUUCUACAGGGGGAAUCUGAAUCACAAAAUAGUUCUCUAGAAAGUAGUGUAAGCCAAGUUCUCAAUGUAGAAAAAAAUAUUCCAAGCAGUGCUUCAGGGUUCCCAAGGCAAAAUAAUUUUAGUCCUUUAGUUACCAGCACUUUAAAAACAGAAGAAGCUACUUCCAGCAGUCAAAAAUUGAGACUUAAUUUUUCACAACAAAAGACUUCCACAAUAGAUGAUUCCAAAGGUGACUGUAGCCUAUUUGAAGUUGAAUGUAUAUCUCCAAUUCAGGGCAAUAGUUUUAAAGACUCUAUGACACAUGACUUCAGUGAUAGCAGUUUAAGUGUUAAUGAUGAGAAUACAUAUCCUGAACUUCUGGGCUCUGUUAGUGGAACAACUUGUGGAACAGAUGAAGACAUAUUUGUGACUCCAAUAAGUAGUCUUGUUGCAAACAUUAAAUUUAAUGCAAGUAAAACACUUUCUCCUUCAACUGAAGUGAGAGGUAAUGCUUCAACACCUGAAGACAGUGGUUUUAAUUCACUUAGCUUGGAUAAAUCAGAAGAUUCCCUCUCUGACCAGGAGGGUUCUUUUCAAGAACUGCUUCAGAAACAUAAGGGAAUUCUCAAAGUAGGAGACACCAUAAGAAAGUCAAGGCGUCUUGGAAGGUCGAGAAGGCUGUCCACCCUUCGGGAACAAGGCUCACAAUCAGAGACAGAAGAAGAAAAGCAGAUUAAACACUCUAACUCUGAAAGCAAAUCAGCAGCUGCUUCAGACAUCUCAGAGAGUCAGCUGAGCUGCGAUAGUAAGAGUGGGGACUUGAUUUUAAGCUUUAAGAAUUUAUCAAAUACCCCAGCUCUGCAAUUAGUACAUGAGCUCAUCAUGAACAGCAAAAGGAAAAGAUUCCAGCAAAACGAUGCACAUGAAUUCCUAGAUGAAAGGGAUGGGGAGAAAAUAGCUGUACUGCAGUGUGUGCUUGCAGGACUGAUCGGCAAGAAAAUGGGUAUAGAAAAACUGGAUAUAUUAACAGAAUUAAAAUACAGACACUUAAAGCAUAUUCUUGCUAUGGUUUUAGAGUCCUUGACUGCAGAAAGCCUAUGCAGUGUUUGGAGAGUAAGCAGAAAUUGGCGUGAAAUUGUUAUUCAAGACAAAAAAGCAAAUCGGAGGAGAAAAUUUUAUGUCACACAAUUGAAAACAGAUUCUGAGGGGGCUAUAUUAAAUGUUGAGGAUGCUGCAACUCGGCUCAACCUUUUAAAUCGAUCAGCUUUAAGAUCUGUGCAAGCACAGGCUAGGACACCAGGUUCUCAGAAAGAACAAGUUCCAACAUUAUCUCCUUGGGGAGAAGUUUUGACACCUAUAGCAAGCUCUUCUGUUACUCCCCUAAGUAGUAAGCAGGAAGAAUAUGUUAAGGUUGCCAAAACACUUUUUAUCGAUGAAGCAUUAAAACCUUGCCCAAGGUGCCAAUCCCCUGCUAAGUACCAGCCAUAUAAGAAAAGGGGACUGUGUAGCCGUACAACCUGUGGUUUUGACUUUUGUGUGUUAUGUUUGUGUGCUUAUCAUGGGUCUGAAGAAUGUAGUAGAGGAGCAGCAAAGCCAAGGAAUAGAAAAGAUACUCUUCCAGGAAGUGCCCAGAGUAAGCGGAAUUUAAAACGCCUCUAAAGAAACUUUAAAUAUAAAGAAGCACUCCCCUUAUGCAAUGUUUUAUUUGUCUGACGUAAAAUUAUGAGUAUUUUGAAAACAUGCAAACCUUCCCAUUAAUGACAGAUGAUGAUUUAUUUCCUAUUUUGUAUAUAUUAUAAUAUAUGUCAUUGUAUGUUUUCUUUAAAGUGAUGAGUUUUGGAAAAUUUUUAUUUUACUGUCCUUUUAACCCAUUUUACUAACUUAGUUUUUUUGAAUAAAGAAUUUUCAAUGUUGUCAUAUGUAUUUUACUGUUUCAUGUAACAUUUUAAAUGUGUACAUUUCACCACUGUGUGUUGAAAUGUUUCUCAAUCAUUUUUUAAAAAUAGUUUUCCAAAUAAUAUUUUAAAAUUUGAAUUUGAGACCACUGAGUUUAUAAAUUUGGGAAAUUACUUGACUCAAAUGAGAUAUAAAUAAAAUUCAGUUUUCAGAAGU